Messenger RNA from Lindgomyces ingoldianus, 816 nucleotides. RefSeq lists its product as uncharacterized. NCBI's taxonomy places the organism in Eukaryota, Fungi, Ascomycota, Dothideomycetes, Pleosporales, Lindgomycetaceae. The record is from RefSeq and is a predicted model, not a curated record. Bases 1 to 816 code for a protein of 271 amino acids. The transcript has 7 exons.
AUGCAGGAUAGGGGGCUUGUUAAUUUUGCCAACAUUACUAGGCUCAGCAAGGGUAUCUUAUCUGCAAUUCAGGAAAGGAGCAUCUCUCCCGCAUGCCACGAUUUUGAUGGACUCACAGAAUUGCCAUAUACUCUACGACUAUACACCCCCAAGAGUGUCCGUAGCCUGAAGCAUUGGUCAACAAUGAAUUUGGCUUGCACGAGGCUUGCAGGAGGAAGUUACGUUAUAUCGUUUCGGGGUGUGCUGCUUUCCACUCCUGAGAGGUAUAAGAACAGAAAGUCGCUUUCAAUCUUCUGUUUUUCGUUCUCCCAGUUUGAAUCGCCAAAGGGCUUGCACCAUCCUCACACUUCUUCUGGCACACUUCUUCUGGUCACACCAAGCGUCUCCCUGAACAUCCUCCUACUUUGGCCUCUUUACUUGACUCCUCUUCGAUGCUCCCCGGCAGCAGCCACUGUGUGCAAUACAAACCAACGGGUGCAGCGCUCACUAACAUCUGUACCAAUACCGCUAGAAGCUAUCAAGAAGCUUUCUUCGCAGUUUUUUACGGACUACUUCGCAGACAUUUUCGUUAUGCCUACCCCCAAUAAACAGCCGGAUUCCUCAGGGCAGCAAGGCGCUGCUGCUACAAAUGGACAAGCGGCAAGCAGGGGCAAUGAAAAGGGUGGUAACCAGAACAGCAGCAGCACCACACACAACUCAUCUGGUGUAGCCUUUAUAGGCAAUUUGGACCUGGGCGACGGAGCCAUUAAGGUCGAUUCAACGCCAUAUUCUACAUACUCGAAGGAGGGUGGAGUCAGCACUGGCACAAAGGAUUGA